This is a messenger RNA of Daphnia pulex (common water flea), 878 nucleotides long. RefSeq lists its product as uncharacterized. NCBI's taxonomy places the organism in Eukaryota, Metazoa, Arthropoda, Branchiopoda, Diplostraca, Daphniidae. The transcript is spliced from 4 exons. The record is from RefSeq and is a predicted model, not a curated record. The coding region runs from base 107 to 763 and encodes 218 amino acids.
AUAUGUAGCAGCCGUUACGGAGGCCCGAGUCUGCUUUAGUUUUAUCCUCGCAUCCUCGGCGGACGGGUCACUCUGUAACACCCCAAACAAAUCAAACCAAAUCACCAUGGCCGUUGCUAAUCUGUUAAAGUUGGCGGUACUCUUAAUCAGUUUCUUUGGAUACCUGACGGGAAGUCAACAACCAUCAGAAGAUACUCCAUCUGCUGUCCACAAUUACAGAAACAAACGAAGCAUUUACCUGAACUCCAAAGCCCCAAUUCUAAUCGCUGCCUAUAUUACGAUUCCCAUUUCGGUGGCUCUUCCGGCUCUAAAAGGCCGUAGCGCCCGAUCGCAAACCGAUUACAAUGUGACCCAAGUUCCUUAUUCUUACGACGACCCGAAAUUCGCACCCCAACUGCAAAAAAUCGACGUCUACAUGGACUACCUUGAGAUUCCGGAUGACAUGUGCCGACAGCGUUUUAUCUGCGAAGUCGCUUCAUCUCCCACUGCCUAUUCUCCUCUGUACAACGUCUUUAAAAAACAAUUGAGCUUCGAGUUGGAGGUAAAGAAAUCCUACUCUAGUCGCUACUUCCGCUACUUCAACGCCCUGCAGGAAGGCAAAAGGUCGGCGACUGAACACGCGGACGAUAAAAGCGCCGGUUGUCGGAUACUGUACGGCACGUGUCCCAACGACAUUGAAGAAAUGAUCAAUAUGGACGUGUUGCACAUCAUGCAAUUCUUGACGCAAAAAUUCAAAAUCGAGUUCGCUGACACAACGGCCUAAUAAUUUCCCGAGUUAAUUUUCACCCUAUUUAUUAUAUUUAUUUGUGUUAUUGCUGUUAUCUCUUGCCUGCUAUUUACACGCUUAUUAGCCAAUAAUACAUCGGUAAAUAUACCAA